This is a messenger RNA of Aplysia californica (California sea hare), 2393 nucleotides long. RefSeq names its product protein SDA1 homolog. The record is from RefSeq and is a predicted model, not a curated record. NCBI's taxonomy places the organism in Eukaryota, Metazoa, Mollusca, Gastropoda, Aplysiida, Aplysiidae. Gene Ontology annotation, cellular component: nucleolus. The transcript has 13 exons. Gene Ontology annotation, biological process: ribosomal large subunit biogenesis; ribosomal large subunit export from nucleus. The coding region runs from base 192 to 2270 and encodes 692 amino acids.
CGAAAAUAAGUUGGAAAAAAAUCUGUCAACAUGUGUGCCAUUGCUUUCACUUUCAUGGAUUUAAUGAAGAGGGAAUCUUAAGUCAACUCCCAAAAUUGAGGGAGUUUGAUCUGAACUGACAUCUCUGUAAUAUUCGGUUCUUGACCUUUUUCUUCAAAUUUAGAAGUAGGCUAAAGCUGAUUGACUUCAAAAUGUCCAGUAAAGCCGUUGCGAAGUCGGUGCAGUUUGCAUCCAACUUGCCACAGCUUCAAAAUUUGAUGAAACGUGAUCCACAGUCAUACAAAGAUGAGUUUCUAAAACAGUGGCAGUAUUUUCACACCCUGAUGCAAGCUUUUCAGCUACAGCCUACAAAGUACAAUGAAAAAUUGGAUGAAAUGAUCAGCUUUGUCGCACAGGUUAGUCACUGCUACAAAGAAGAAGUUGGUGAUCUGCCAGAGCAGCUGGGUGACAUCCUAAGAAAUCACAGCACAGUGCUAGACAGGACCAUUAGAAUGACACUGAUCAAAGCGCUGAUUAUGCUGAGAAACAAAAACUUGAUCUCAGCCACCCAAAUUCUCCAGCUGUUCUUCAAGCUCCUCCGAUGUGAAGACAAGCUGCUGAGGAAGACCAUCUACCAGUACAUAGUCUCAGACAUAAAAAAUAUAAAUGCUAAACACAAGAAUGCCAAGUUGAACUCUGCCCUACAAAAUUACAUGUUUUCCAUGCUGCAAGAGAACAGUGCGAUAACCGUGAAGACUGCCUUAGACAUCAUGACUGAACUCUACCGAAGAAAUAUCUGGAACGACGCUAAAACUGUGAAUGUGAUCACUACUGCUUGCUUUUCAAAGAUUACAAAAGUGAUGGUUGCUGCUCUCAAGUUCUUCUUAGGGAAGGAUGAAACGGAAGAAAAAGAGGAAAGUGACUCUGAUGAUGAGGAACCAAAGAAGAAGACAAAAGAAUUGAGUCUAGGGCACAGAGUGGCCAAGAAAACAAAAAAGAGGAAAAAGAAACUGGACAGAGCUCUUGAGGCUGUGAAGAAGCAUAAAAAGAAGAAGACGAGUGUGGAAGCUUUCAAUUUCUCAGCUCUUCAUCUCAUUUACGACCCGCAGGGCUUUUGUGAGAAACUGUUUCGUCAGGUUGAGAAGACCACAGAGAGGUUUGAGGUGAAGCUGAUGAUGGUUGAUUUGAUUUCACGCCUCAUUGGUAUCCACAAGCUGAUAGUGCUCAAUUUCUACCCGUUCAUGAAGCGAUUUUUGCAGCCACAUCAGAGAGAGGUGACCAGGCUUUUGCUGUACCUGGCCCAGGGAAGCCACGAGGUCGUCCCCCCUGAGGCAAUAGAAGAAGUGCUCAAGACAGUAGCCAACAACUUCAUUGCAGAAAGAAACUCGAGCGAAGUCAUGGCGGUCGGACUGAACGCUGUGAGGGAGAUUUGUGUCCGGUGCCCGCUGGCAAUGUCUGAGGACCUGCUGCAGGACCUUGUGCAGUACAAGUCACACAGAGAUAAAGCUGUAAUGAUGGCAGCCAGAUCCCUGAUUCAACUGUUCCGAAAAACUAACCCACAUCUUCUUCAUCGGAAAGACAGGGGCAGGCCUACAGAAGCUCAGACCGAGCUCAAGGUACUGCAGUAUGGGGAACACGAUGCCACAAGUUUUGUUCCAGGGGCGGAGGUCAUACCUGAGACUGAAGAGAAAGAGCAGACGAAAAAUCAAGAUCAGGAUGGCUGGGAAUCUUGUAGUGAUGAAGACGAUGACAGUGAUGGUGAAUGGGUCGAUGUCUACCACUCUUCAGAUGAGGAACAGGACAAGGAUAAAGAAAUAUCCCCAGAGGCUCUGGAGGAGAAAAGGAAGCUUGCUGAAGAAAUUUCCACCACUCGCAUCAUGACUGACGAAGACUUUAAGGCCAUCUCCCACAACCAGAUCUCUAAGGAUAUAACUACAGCAAAGUCUCAGACUGGGUCACGGAAGAGAAAGAGACCAGAGGCAUUCGGAGAGACUGAUAAAGAGCUUCCCAAGCUUGGAGACAUUGAGAUGGUGCACAAGAAAAAGCUUCACGACAAGGAGUCGAGACUAGCUACUGUUGUGGCUGGAAGAGAAGGUAGAGAGAAGUUUGCGCAUGGGCCCCAGAAGAUGAAUCCAUUUGCCAGUACGAGCAAUAAGGAAAAGGCCAAGAAGAAGGCCUUCACCAUGGUGAAACACAAGAUCCGACGGAAGAAGGUGAAACGCUCCUUCAAGGAGAAACAGGUUGCCUUGAGGAAUUCUCUGCUGAAAAGGCACAAGAAUGCUAGGAAGUAGGGAAGGUUUUUUCAGAUCUAUGUAUCUACAACAUGAAAAUAAUGUAUGUUACGAGCUCUUGUGCUGUACUUGUGGGUAUGUUGAAGAGAACGAGCUGAAUAAAUUAAUGAAAUAACACUGAAA